This is a messenger RNA of Drosophila albomicans, 2064 nucleotides long. RefSeq names its product dnaJ homolog subfamily C member 21. NCBI's taxonomy places the organism in Eukaryota, Metazoa, Arthropoda, Insecta, Diptera, Drosophilidae. Gene Ontology annotation, molecular function: nucleic acid binding; zinc ion binding. The record is from RefSeq and is a predicted model, not a curated record. The coding region runs from base 294 to 1964 and encodes 556 amino acids. Gene Ontology annotation, cellular component: cytoplasm. The transcript has 2 exons.
CAAUUAAAUUAAAAAUAUGGUUUUUGUUUUUUAAGAAAUCAAGAGAACAAAAUAUUAGUUAAAUAGUGGCGCUCUUGUAACGCAUCUCAAAAAAUACUACAGAGUUGGUUGAUUUUGGUAUAAUUUAAUAUCGAAACAAAGGCCACGAUGUUUACCUUUAGAGGAGAUGGUCACCCUGCCGUGCCAUGCAAUUUUAUUGUGAAACACGGGCCACAGAAAAGCUUUUCGCGCAAAUUUUGUGAUUUAAUGCCAAAAUUCAUGUAAUUAUUUCGUGUUUUUGGCAAUCAUUCAACAUGCGGUGCUACUACGAAGAGCUCGGCCUUGCCCGUGACUCCAACGAAAGUGACAUCAAGACAGCAUACAGAAAACUAGCGCUACGCUGGCAUCCAGACAAAAAUCCCGACUGUUUGGCGGAAGCAAAGGAACGCUUUCAGCUGAUACAACAGGCGUAUGAGGUGCUCUCCGAUGCCCAAGAGCGUGCCUGGUACGAUAAUCAUCGCGAUCAGAUACUACGUGGCAAGAAUUCGGAGUACUCCGAGAAUUCUCUCGACGUCUUUCAAUAUUUUACGAGUUCCUGCUAUAAAGGCUUUGGCAACGACGAUCAGAGUUUCUAUAGCGUAUAUCGGGAUGUCUUCAACAACAUUGCAUCCGAGGAUCUGGAGUUCAUGGACAGCGACGAUGAAUUAGGCGCACCGCAAUUCGGCAAUGCGGACAGCAGCUAUGAGGAUGUUGUGGGUCCCUUCUAUGCAUACUGGAUGUCCUACAGCACCAAAAAGACUUAUGAAUGGCUUUGUCCCUAUGAUGUGCGCGAGAUCAAGGAGCGCUUUAUUCUACGCAAGGUCGAGAAGGAGAUGAAGAAGAUUGUGCAGGCUGCACGCAAGGAACGCAACGAGGAGGUGCGCAACUUGGUGUCGUUUGUGCGUAAGCGAGAUCGUCGACUUCAAGCCUACAGACGUGUCCUAGAGGAACGUGCUGAGGCAAAUCGCCUUAAACAGGAGGAGCAACGCAAGCAGCAUCUACGCGAACGUCAAGAGCAAUUGGCGGCGGUGCGUGCUAACAAAGUAGCCAACGAUGGCUACGAAGAGCAACUGCGGCAGCUGGAGCAGCAAUAUGGAAGCGACUCCGACAUCUAUACGGACGAAGAAGAGGAGGACGAAGAGGAUGACGCUGAUCAUCAGGAGGAAGACGAUGAGGAGGACGCUGAGUUGGACGAAUUGGAGUAUGUUGACGAUCUCUAUUGCGUGGCAUGCAACAAGUCAUUUAAGAAUGCCGGAGCACGCAGCAACCACGAGGAGAGCAAAAAGCAUCGCGAAAACGUAGAACGUUUGCGACAAGAAAUGGAGAGCGAGGAACAGGAGUUCAACGAGCACAACGAGAGCCUGAAUGCAACCGAGGAAACUCUGGCGGAGUUGAAGCUUAAUGGCAGCCACGAAACGGCUGACAGCGAGUUGGAGGAAGAACUGAUCGAGCAGCAGCAAAGCAAGCGCAACAAGAAGAACAAAAAGUCAAAGAAGACAGCACCGAAAGCUGUAGCUGUGCACAGCGACGAUGAUGAGGAGGUGGAGGCGCCCCCUGCAGAUUUCAAUCCAGCUGCCAGCAACUCAGACGACGCUGAAGACGACGAUUGGAGUCGCGGCAAGAAGGCGACCAAAAAGACAAGAGCCAAAAAUAAGACAACAAAUGGCAAACAAAAAGUCGAAGCGGAAGCGAAGCCAGCAGUGGAAGCUAAGUCCAAGAUAGCAGCAACAUUGCCCACGAAGAAUAGCAGAGACAAGGAUGAUGGUGAUGAUGAAGAUGCACCAACAACUGUGCAACACACUUGCGUCACCUGCAAACUGGUGUUUGACUCAAAGAACAAACUGUUUGCGCAUCUGAAGAAGACAAAUCACGGCGUCUACAUACCCAAGUCCAAGCCGGAAGUGGAGGGCAAACCGCCUGGCAAAGGAAAAGGCAGGCGGAAGUAAAUUGUCACAGAAGGUUGCUCUCUAGUUAGAUAGAAAAGAUGUAUAGUUGUUUAUUUAUGUUAAAUUCGAAAUUAAAUUAAGUGCAAAAUGCCCAAUUAAA